Molecule: messenger RNA, 1617 nt
Organism: Orbicella faveolata
Lineage: Eukaryota; Metazoa; Cnidaria; Anthozoa; Scleractinia; Merulinidae
Biological process (GO): cell adhesion
Molecular function (GO): carbohydrate binding; calcium ion binding; protein binding
Source: RefSeq, a predicted model, not a curated record
AUCACUUCGAAUCAUUAAGCCGUGAUGUUUUCAGGCAAGGAAGGUGUACUUCAGCUCGUUUGGUUAUGCUUCUUGAUGCGUGUUGGCGUAAAAGGCAUUGAAACUGGGAAGGUCCACAUUCAGCAAGUGGGAAAUGAUGCUUUUUAUUGCAGAUACGUGUCAUUUAGCAAUCGUUUCUCCAGUGGAACUCCGGUGCGAGUUUUUGCUUCGAUUAAUUACGGAAACGAAUCAUCAGAGGUACACGAUUCCGCUUCUAUUUGGGUUGAAGAUGUCACAACAAGCCGCUUCAAGGUCUGUCUCGUCCAAGGGGGCGGAGGCUCUAUUGUUAACACCACCAUCGAUUGGUUUGCAUUCCAAGGUUCCCAUUCAGGAGUUUAUCACGGAGAGACAAGUUUUAGCCUUUUUACAACUGGGACAAAAUGUAAUCGGGUGGCUUUUCCUCAGGCCUUUUCAGCGGUACCUAAGCUUCACGUCACGGUAAAACAUGGAACCCCAAACCAAAAGCAGGAUGCUAUGAGUGUUUGGAUUGCAAACAUUUCCACAAGUCAGUUUGAAGUUUGUUUACGAGAGUCAAGUACAUUUGAUGGACCUCACAAUAAUAUCAUGGUGAACUGGGUGGCAUAUAAGCAGUACCCAUCUGCAUGGAAAGCUAAAGAGUCAUCGGUCAUUGUCUUUUCUGAAAAUGAGCUACCAACUGCAGAAAGUAGCUACGCUCUGUGCAAGAAUGUCAGCUUCGCCAGUCCAUUUUACUCACCACCUGUGAUUCUCACAACUGUUCUUAAUGGUGGUAGUAACAAUGCUAACUUAGCGUGUCCAGUGAAAGGUCCUUUGAGCAGUUGGCUGGAGGAAGUCACAAACAGCUACUUUAGAGUGUGUAUCAGAGAUAGUGCAGGAUAUGAUGGUCAGAGAACCAAUGUUAUCGUGGAUUACUUGGUUAUUGGAGUCAUUGAUGUUAGUGGUAAAACUCUCAGCCGAGGUACAGAUAGAGGAAUGGCUUACGCCAAAUUUAAGGCUCACAAAUUCUCCUUCCUCAACAUCACCAACAUUGGUUCGGAUUAUGUUCUCAAAGGCAGUGAGUGUGGGCUUGCCUGCGUCAACAUACCGUCAUGUUUCUCCUUUAACCUGGCUACAUUCUCAGAUAUUAACAACGGAAAAAUCUUAUGUGAGUUGCUCCCAUCCGACAUUUACAACAAUUCCAAGAAAUUCGUCGCAAGCCAUAUUUAUCAUCACUAUAGCAUCGCGCUGCUCGGCACGAGGAGAUCCUUUUCUUUUCCUUUUCAGUCUCCAUGCAUUAGUUGGCCCUGUCAGAACAAUGGAACUUGUGCUGCACAUUACGAGAAGAACAGCUAUGUGUGCGUAUGUGCCAAGGGAUACACAGGGAAAUAUUGUGAAACAGGUAGCUGUUGUAGGUAGCAGGUAGUAUUGUGAAACGUUCUAGCGUUUUGUAACGAACAGCGGUAACAGGACUGAGCCCAAUUCGAUUUGCGGUCAUACAAGUGACCCACACUGAACCGAAGAGCGGAGCUUGUUUAACAAUUAACUCUCAAUUACGACCAGUUAUACUGAGGCCAUCCAACUUGUGUGUGCAAUUUGGAAGUUCAAUGAAGAUCUCAAGAU